AUGAAAGAUGACUUUCUGAGCCUUGAUAGAAAGCAAAUAUCAAUGCAAGCGAGGAAGCAGAUCCUAAAAGGUAGUCUGCGCGGGAUUGCUGAGCUGCACAGCCAUGACAUUGUUCAUUUAGAUAUCAAACCUGACAAUAUCAUGAUCAACUACCGCGGUACUGGCCCGGAAAUGAUUGUUGAGGAGGCUCGGACAAUCGAUCUUGAAAACGAAGCUUAUCUCCCUAAAGGGAGGUGCAUUAAAGGGAUGUUAGCCGGCAAUGAUACCUGGCGCAGUCCGGAGGGCUACUUCAAGGGCGAGCUUAACAAGCCUUCUGAGUUUCGAUUCUUCUUCUGUGUCAUUGUUGCUUUCCCCUGCCUGGUAGAGCUAGACAAUGAGGCAGUAGCCCCGGAAAACAGCCUACAGUGCUAG
Molecule: messenger RNA, 411 nt
Organism: Paracoccidioides lutzii Pb01
Exons: 2
Coding region: 1-411 (136 amino acids)
Biological process (GO): protein phosphorylation
Molecular function (GO): protein kinase activity; ATP binding
Source: RefSeq, a predicted model, not a curated record